GCGCGCCCGGCGCGGGAGUGUUCCUCAUGGCCCGCGCAGCUCGCGCCACUAAAUCCGCCUCAGCGCGCCGCGGUCCCGUUUACCGAGCGUCGUUGUGCUCUCCGGUGCUGAUCGACGCUAAGCGGCUCCGCGGACUCGUGUAGCGGGAAGCGCUGCGGAGAGCUCGGCGUCUUCUGUCGGGUGAUGUCGAUUGAAGCCAUCGGCGAUGAUUUAUGUGCUAAUGCUAAGAUUAGCUUCCAGAGAAGCGGAGCAGACUAGCGCAGAAACAGCGAAAUAAGCGAAUCAAACUUCAAUUUGUCGACAGAACGAGAUAUUUAGAGACCAAAUCAGUAUUUUAUUGAGAUAGAAACACAGCUCGUCUGUUUGGAGCUGUUUAUAUUAAGUAGUUUCGGCGUUUGCGGCCCGUUUCAGUCCAUUCAGAGCAAACAUGAGUCCAUCAAGGAUCGCACUCCAGCAUGUCCGAAACCGUGAAGUAUGUGGACGAUGAGCACAAGAGCAUCUUCCUGAAGCUUCUGAACGAGCAGCGUUUGGAGGGCGAGCACUGCGACAUCGCUGUGGUGGUGGAGGACGUCAAAUUCAGAGCGCAUCGCUGCGUGUUAGCGGCGUGCAGCAACUACUUCAAGAAACUCUUCAAGAAGCACGAGGUGGACAGUUCAUCCGUCAUCGAGAUCGACUUCAUCCGCUCGGACAUCUUCGAGGAGGUGCUGAACUACAUGUACACCGCCAAGAUCUCGGUGAAGAAGAAGGAUGUGAAUCUGAUGAUGUCCUCGGGACAGAUCCUCGGCAUACGCUUCCUAGACAAACUCUGCUCGCAGAAACGCGACAUGUCGCCCGAGGAGAAAAACGACCCCAGGAACGCCAAGUUCCCGUACGACAUGGUGAAGAUGGGGCUUCCGGCGGACGAUCCUCCGCUGGGUCAAGACAGCGACGUCCAGGAGCUCGGAGAACAAGACGACACGCCCUCGGACGACAUCGUAGAGGAGCCUCAGGGCAAUCACGAUCUGGAGAAAUCGCCAAAUAAUGCGUUACGAGUGCAGGAGGCCAUCCUGAAGGAGCUGGCGCAGGAGGAGGUGCACAAAGUGAGCUGCUACGAUCAAGAGGUGGAAGCCAUGGACGGAGAACCCAAAGAGCUGGCGGCUCACACCCAGACGCUCUCGUUCGCCGAAAGCAUUGGCGAUGUCAAAGACGAGCAGCCGCCGGGAUGGACCACGGCCGCCGCUGACAUGAAGUUCGAGUAUCUGCUCUACGGCCAUCGCGAUCAGCUGGCCUGCCAAGUGUGCGGAAAGAGCUUCCUCGACGAGAACCGCUUGAGGAAACACGAGAAGCUGCACUCGGCCGACCGGCCGUUCGUCUGCGAGAUCUGCACCAAAGCCUUCACCACUCAAGCGCAUUUAAAGGAGCACCUGAAGAUCCACACGGGCUUCAAGCCGUAUCGCUGCGACGCCUGCGGGAAGUCCUUCAUCCGCGCGCCGGAUCUGAAGAAGCACGAGCGAGUGCACAGCAACGAGCGGCCGUUCAGCUGCCAGAUGUGUGAGAAGGCCUUCAAACACAAGUCACACCUGAAGGACCACGAGCGACGCCACCGAGGAGAGAAGCCCUUCGUGUGCGGAUCCUGCACCAAGGCCUUCGCCAAAGCGUCCGACCUGAAGAGACACGAGAACAACAUGCACAGCGAGCGCAAGCAGCUGCAGAGCGAGACCGAGCAGCUCCAGGCCGCAGCGAUGGCCGCCGAGGCCGAGCAACAGCUGGAGUCCAUCGCCUGCUCAUAAACACUGAUCUUCGUAGAGCUGGGACUUUAAAUCCAUGCAUCGGGUUUCAUCAAUUCUCUCUUGAAUCGAUUCACGAUGCAUCGAUUUAUUGUCCCAGUCCUAGAUUUUUUUUCUCUUAUCAUUUUAGAACAUGAUUUACACUGUUUUUUGUUGUUUCUUUUAUAUGUAAAUGGUGCAGACGUUUUCUCUUAUUGUACAGUUCAUACCAAAUGUAUUGGAGUAUUUAUGGCAGCUGACGGACGAUGAGUUGUUCUGCCAUCAUAAAGCGUAAACUGGACACAUGUGAAGUCGACGGAGGGAUGGAGCAAGCUUCGGUCAAUCAUUCCAUCCGUUUCUUGUGAAAGGGUGUGACGGUUUGCACAUGCAGAUAUUUUUGCUGUAAUAAAAGACUGGUGAAUCAUG
Molecule: messenger RNA, 2171 nt
Organism: Carassius gibelio (silver crucian carp)
Lineage: Eukaryota; Metazoa; Chordata; Actinopteri; Cypriniformes; Cyprinidae
Product: zinc finger and BTB domain-containing protein 14
Exons: 2
Coding region: 456-1769 (437 amino acids)
Biological process (GO): regulation of transcription by RNA polymerase II
Cellular component (GO): nucleus
Molecular function (GO): DNA-binding transcription factor activity, RNA polymerase II-specific; protein binding; RNA polymerase II cis-regulatory region sequence-specific DNA binding
Source: RefSeq, a predicted model, not a curated record